CUGCACCCUAUCGGUGUCCUUGAUCUUAUCCAAUCUGAGUACUACGCGAUAUAAGACACUGGCGAAUCCCGAUACAGCGAAGCUCGCAGCAGCGACCGAGGAGGAGUCGGAGCGGGGAUGGGCGGUGCCGCGGGUCGACCUCCUCUUACCGGCCUUUUGCCGCUGACACUGUUGCUGCUGCUGCCGGCAUUGCCGAUGGAGUCUGCCCACGAAUCGCACCUGCGCAGGCGCCCCGCAAUCUUCAACUUCGGCGACUCCAACUCCGACACUGGGGGCCUCGCCGCCGGCCUCGGCUUAUUCCUCGCGCAGCAGGAGGGUCGCGCCUUCUUCCACCGCCCCUCCGGCCGCCUCUGCGACGGUCGCCUCGUCAUCGAUUUCCUGUGCGAGAGCUUGAAGUCCAGCUAUCUGAGCCCGUACAUGGAAUCGCUGGGGUCGGACUUCAGGAACGGAGCCAACUUUGCGGUGAUCGGCUCCUGUACGCGGCCACCCAACGUGCCCUUCUCCUUGGCCGUCCAAGUGCAGCAGUUCCUCCGUUUCAAGUUGCGAUCUUUGGAGCUCGUUGCUCAAGGUGCAAAGGGCCUCACUGAUGCAGAGGGAUUCCAGAAUGCGUUGUAUGCUAUCGACAUAGGGCAGAACGAUCUGGCAGCAGCCUUCUCUGCAAAUUUAACCUAUGCUAAGGUUAUCCGCAAAAUUCCAUCCGUCAUCCAUGAGAUAAAGAAAGCUAUCAAGAAUUUGUAUGAUAAUGGAGGAAAAAACUUUUGGGUACACAACACUGGCCCCUUAGGAUGUUUACCUCAAAAGCUUGCUCUGCCACACAAAAAUAACAGCAGUCUUGAUCCAUAUGGAUGUCUGAUUCCCUUCAACAAUGCUGCCAAGGAAUUCAAUGCCCAAUUGAGUGCACUUUGUGAUGAACUGAAUUCAAAGUUGAAGAAUGCCACCAUUGUUUAUACUGAUAUCUAUUCUAUCAAAUAUGACCUCAUUGCUAAUUUCACCAAAUACGGCUUUGAGACUGCAUUGAUGGCAUGUUGCGGCUAUGGUGGACCUCCAUACAACUUCAAUCAGACAAUGGAGUGUGGUUCUUUCGGCUCCCAAGUUUGCCCUCUUGGUUCCAAGUAUAUUAGUUGGGAUGGAGUUCAUUACACAGAGGCUGCCAAUGCCAUAGUGGCUUCCAAAAUACUCACAACAAAGUAUUCAAAACCCAAUCUUGCCUUUGAUUACUUCUGCACUGCUUGAUUUUGUAUGCUUUAGAUUUACUUGUUAAGCUUGAGUGGAUCGCUAGUAGUUCAAAUUUAUGUUGCCAGGAACAACAAUUACUAUAGCCUACGUUCCUCGAGGGAAAGAAACCAAAUCAAAAUAGAUGACAUUUCCUUGCAUCUUUGCUGUCUAGAGAGUUGAGGUUGUAGUUCACUCUCAUUGUUUAUCAUCAAAAAGAACCAUUUUUGGUUGCUCAUCUGGCACAAAAACUGUAUCUUUAAUGAAUGACAUGCACUCACUAUUGUUUCAAACAUUACAUGGUUCAUCUUGAAAGUUA
Molecule: messenger RNA, 1531 nt
Organism: Musa acuminata AAA Group (dessert banana)
Lineage: Eukaryota; Viridiplantae; Streptophyta; Magnoliopsida; Zingiberales; Musaceae
Product: GDSL esterase/lipase At1g09390
Exons: 5
Coding region: 118-1233 (371 amino acids)
Molecular function (GO): hydrolase activity, acting on ester bonds
Source: RefSeq, a predicted model, not a curated record